This is a messenger RNA of Stegostoma tigrinum, 7346 nucleotides long. It is a transcript of the gene sdsl, whose product is annotated as serine dehydratase-like. The transcript is spliced from 8 exons. Gene Ontology annotation, molecular function: L-serine ammonia-lyase activity; threonine deaminase activity; pyridoxal phosphate binding. Gene Ontology annotation, biological process: L-threonine catabolic process; L-serine catabolic process. The coding region runs from base 520 to 1494 and encodes 324 amino acids. Lineage: Eukaryota; Metazoa; Chordata; Chondrichthyes; Orectolobiformes; Stegostomatidae. The record is from RefSeq and is a predicted model, not a curated record.
GAAGCUGCUCCCACCGUCCUUUCAGAAAGUCCUUUCCAGAUUCUAACCACUCGCCAUUUGUAAAAGACAACCUCACUUUACUUUUUAAUUGUGCCGGUAUCCCUGAAAUUGUUCUGACAGCGGAAGCAGUCUCUAUCUGUUCUGUCUAUAUUCCUAACAUUUUGAGCAUUAUUUUCAAGGGGGUUCAUACGUUUACAGGCUUUGUAUUAAGUUGGCGCGGGUUUGCCACGCCGAUGCACGCCAGCAAAGUUUGGGCAUUUUAGAGCCAGCAGUGGAGUCAGCAAUGCUUUCACUAUGAAGGCACAUAAAUAACACUGUGCCCAGGCAUCCAGUUCGAACCAGUCUUUUGUACUGCCAGAGCACAGCAAAGCCUGAUAACACCCUGGGAAAGUGCCAAUCUUCUCAUCUGUAAGGAACCCGAAUGCACACAACGAACAGCAAUUGCUGGGGAAGGAAAUCCGCUGGCUAGGCAUUGGUAGCGGUGGAUUUACAAAACGCUGUACAAGUACUAUCAGCGCAAUGGCAAUGACAGAUCAAAAAAGCUUUCAUAUCAACACGCCACUUCAUGAGAGUCUCUCACUCUCUAAGGUGGCAGGGACAAGAGUCUACAUCAAACUUGACAAUGUGCAGCCAACUGGCUCCUUUAAGAUAAGAGGAAUUGGGCAUUUCUGUAUAAAGGCUGCAGAGAAAGGCUGCAAACAUUUUGUAUGCUCUUCUGGAGGGAACGCAGGCCUAGCUGCUGCCUUUGCUGCUCAGAAGCUCCAGAUCCCUGCCACCAUUCUGGUUCCGAGUAGCACGCCAGCAUUUACUGUUCAGAAAUUGAGAGAUCACGGAGCCUUUGUGGAAGUGGUCGGUAAGGUUUGGGAUGAUGCUAAUAAGGAAGCAUUAAAACUGUCUGAAAAUGAUGGCUGGGUAUACGUUUCACCUUUCAACCACCCACUGAUUUGGGAAGGGCAUGCCACCGUCGUGAAAGAGCUUUGGGAGUCACUACCUUGCAAACCCGGUGCUAUCAUCCUGUCGGUUGGAGGUGGUGGUCUUCUUUGUGGAGUGGUUGAAGGGCUGAAGAACGUGGGUUGGUGUGAUGUGCCUGUAAUUGCCAUGGAGACCAAAGGUGCAGAGAGUCUGAACGCAGCAGUGAAGGCUGGGAAAUUGGUCACCCUCCCCGAUAUCACAAGUGUAGCUAUAACCCUAGGAGCUAAAACUGUGUGUGAGAAGGCACUUCAGAAUGCACAGGAACACAAUAUUCUCCCUGAGGUAAUCAGUGACCAGGAAGCUGUGCAAGCAGUGGAGAGAUUCCUAGAUGAUGAAAGGUUUUUGGUUGAGCCAGCCUGUGGUGCAUCGCUAGCUGCCAUUUACGCUGGAACAAUCAAGCGACUGCAGAAAGAGGGACGGUUGGCCCAGGAUCUACAGUCAAUAGUUGUCAUUGUCUGUGGUGGAAGCAGCAUCACAAUGGCACAGCUCAAAGAAUAUAAAAUACUACUUGGACAAAGCUAAACACGUGUUUUUUUACUGAAUUUAGCACUUCUCUUAUAAACUCUCUUUGUCUGCCAGACAAUAAUCAUGUGAAAUCAAAUGACUGGAAUUGUUGGGGAAUGCUGGAUCCCUGGUGAAUUGAAUGGAUGUGGCGAGCUUCUCAUUUCUUAUCAUUUGUCCAGUCCCUUCUCAACAGCAUUUGUGUUUCUUUCAACACUCCUUUUACUUUAACAAUUUCUAGUUUCUCAGCCCUGACUGUAUUCUUAUCGCCACGGUUGUUCAGUCUCUCUAUUCAUCCCCCAACUUAAAUGAAACCCCACCAGUCUCCAUCUACUCCCAUCCGAACUCACCAGCUGAACUUGUUCUCAUAUUGAUCGACCUGCUCUUUGCCUCAACUCACUUCCUCCGAAUAAUACAUGGCAUGGUGGGAACCCCUGUGUGUCCUAGCUUUAAUUCUCACAUGGGUGCCCACCCCUUGGAUUAAUUGGUUUUUAUUUCAGAGUUAGUCACAUUAUGCUGGAUCUGGAGUCUCCUGUAGGCCAGACCAGGAGAGCACAGCACAUUUCCUUCCCUGAAGGAUAUUAGUGAAUAUGAUAGAUUUUUAUGACAAUUAAUGAUAGUCUCGGAAAUGAUCACCACAAAACUAACUUUAAGUUCCAAAUUUUAUUUAUUGGACUUACAUUACGCUUAGGACAUGGGUGCCAUUUGAAUUCAUGUCUCUAGUGAAUUAGCCUGGCUGUCUGGAUUAAGAAUCCAGAACCACUCCCACAAUACCACCAUCUCACCUUUUGUGGUACAUGCGGCAAGUCCCUUAUUCGAGUCUUAUUCCCUCAUUUAUUUUUCCGUACUUUGAUUUAGCAAUACUAGUUCCUACUCUUGAACUGAAACAGAAAGUUUAAUUGACUUUGCUUCCAAUUUUGUGCAUUUCCUUUAACUUCCAAUAGUCCACUUGGCUCUUCCCUUCAUUUUCUGAACUUCUGUGUGCUAUUUCAGAAGUAGAUUAUCAACUAAUAUUCUCUUUAUGCCUCUUGACUCUAGCAGACUACACUUGCUGAAGGAAGACUAUUCCAUUUUCCCAUGUUGUCAGUUAUAUUUGUUCUGAUAAUGCCACAUUCCAUGCCAGUGCUGUCUUUACCCUCAAUUUAAAAUUGCAGUUCACCAUGGUUGACUGGGCUCUUGACUAUGUCUUUUCCAUUUCCCAAAUUUCUGCGCUUGCCUCUUUCCCCUCCUUUAUAGAACGACUAUGGGAUUGCUGUCAUUUGUUCAUCCCAUCACCCUCCAUGUUCAAUGGAUCAUCUUUCCAGUUUUGAUUGCCUGCAGCAUAAUGUCACCACCAAACUUGUCUUUCUUUCCCAUUCGGCAAUUGGAAUUCUUGGUCCUCGAUAUCCUAAUCAACUCCUUGAUUACUCUCAACAUUCCCGUGCAAGUGUCAUUUUGUCUCCUCUCUUCAAUUGUCCAAGCUCCAGAUGCUUCUUCCUGGUGAAACAGUGACAUACUUGCACUUCCAAUUUAUUACACUGUGUUUGCUUCUCAUGAUACAGUCUUCUCUGCAUCACAGAGAUCAAACACUGAUAGGGGACCAUGUUGUGGAAUACCUCUGUUCAGUCCAUAAUCACUACCCUGAGCUUCUGGUUGACUGUGUUCCACUAUCACUUCAUACUUUCUAUUGUUGGCCUCCUGGACUGCUCCAGUGGAACUCAAAGUAAACUUCGGAAACAGCAAUCCCCCUUUCAAUUUGGUACUUUACAGACUUCUAAACUCCACCUUGAUAAUGAAAUUGUUGAACUUAUAAUUUCUGUUUCAACUUUCCUUGAUCCACUUACACUUUGUCCAGAUCCAACUUUUGUUUCUUUACUUAUUCUGUUACAAUCUCCUUUAAACAUACUCCAUCACCUCUUUGUUCUCCCCUUGUACUUUAUCACUGAUCUUCCUGUUCUUCUUUUAUGUCUUAUUCCUUUUUCUACAUCAGUACUUGCUUAAAACCUGUUGCAUCUUUAAGGGUAUUGACCUGAAAUGUUACAUUUCUCUCUGCUGCCUGAUGUUGGGUAUGACCAGCAUUUACUGUUUUAAUCUUGGCUGGACUUUAUUUCUGUGUCUUGCAAAGCAGCUUUGAAAUAUUUCAAAGUUAUAUAUCUCAAACCCAUUCUUGACAAAGUGCUCCUUCCCAGUGAUGUUGGCCUGCUUUCUUUGCCAUCACUGCCUGUCCUAAAGUCGCUUGGAUUGGAUCAAGCAGGGCAAGAGGGAAUGUGGAAAGCAAUCGGAAUCAUUGUAUUGGGUGAGUGAGAGGGGAAGAACAGAUGGAAAGCAAAGAACAGCGGGAUGAUGUAAAGGCAACCUUUAGUUAGAUGAUUAAAUAAAUGAAAAUAUUUGUAAUUAUUCUAUUGGGGAAAAGUGUUAAGCAAUUAGCUGUGUAAAAAGAAUUCUAAUAACAUUUUUCUUUUGGAAGAUUUGAUGAUUUUUGAUUCUCUCUAAUAUUCAUGUUUAUAUGGGAGCCCUGGGUUUGCAGCUGAAACCAUUGAACAUUGAAAGCUGUUAAUUAUUUUGCUCGUCAUCAUGGUGAGAUCCAGGGUAUUGGAUUAGUGACAAUCAUAGAAACUUCAAAUGUCAUUUUCAAAUGGCAGUGAAACAUUUCAAAGUUCUGUUCUGUCCGUGCAUGAAGUGAUUUGGUGUGUUCAUUCCUUGGGGCAGUGUUAUAAUCUAAUCCAAUUGGACCCAGCUGGCUGGACAACCACUCAUUCUGGUGGCUACAAAGAGGAAUAAAUAUUGGCAUUUAAUUUCAUUAUAAUGUUCCUGAAACAAAGUUGGUUCAUGAUGAAUGCAUUUUUUUGAAAUCACUAUCAGAAAAAAUGUUUCCUUUGAAAUCAUAACGGCCUUGAAGAGAAAUGUGUUUGAUAGUUAUCUUUUACAUAACAGAAGAGAUGUAUCAUUUUCAACACCGUGAUACAUGUCUCUCACACACAUGCAUUAACUGUGAUGAAAAACGUUUAAGACUCACGUAAGAUUUGGAAGGUAUCUUUCUGGGGCAACCUUGAUUUCAGACUCAGGGAGAAAUUCACUGAGAGUGGAAUUUUGCAAUAAAAUUUCUGAAGAGGGGGUGGGGUGCAAGCCUGCUAGCAGCUUUUGGGUCCUAAAGUCUGCUAAUUAGACCUACCCCUUGACGGAUCCAGUGGACCAUUGCAUUCCUGACCAGUCAGCAACAAACCACUAAUUAGUCUCAUCCCUUUUCCCAACAGUUUGCGUAUAGCCUUUUAUGCCUUGGCACUGCAAGUGCGCAUCUAAAUAAUUCUUAAAUGUUAUGAGGAUUUCAGCUUCUACCACCCUUAUAGUUAGUGUGUUCCAGAUUCCACCACUCUCUGGAUGAAAAUAUUUUCCUGUCAUCCCUGGUAAACCUUCUGCCCCUUAUCAUAAAUCUAUGCCUCCUGUCAUUGACCCCUCCAUCAAGGGGAAAGGCUUCUUCCUUUCUAUGCUAUCUAUGUUCCGAAUGAUUUUAUACGUCCUAAUCAUGUCUCCUUUCAGGCUCCUCUGCUCUAAGGAAAACAACGGGAUCUGACAAUUCUUUUUCAUGACUGAAACUCUCCAGCCCAGGCAACGUCCCUGUUAAAUCUCCUCUGCCGCCAGUCCAGUGCUACCAUAUCCCUCCUAUUAUGUGGAUUGCAGAACUGCACACAAUACUCAAUACGCUGUGGCCCAUCCAACAUUUAAUGCAGUUUCACCAUAAUCUCUCUGCUCAAUGCCUUAGCUCAUAAAGGCAAACAUACCAUAAAGGCAUUCUUAACCACUUCAAUCACCUAUCUUUGUUACCUCAAGGGACUGGUGUACAUGCACACCAAGGUUCCUCUGAUCCUUGGUACUUCCCAGGUUCCUGUUCAUCAUAUCCCUUGCCUUAUUUGUCUUGCCUGUGCACCACCUGACAUUUAUCUGGAUUGGUAUUCCAUGUGGGUUAGAGGAUGCAGGGGAAAGGAGUUUGGGAGGGUAGGGCAUUAUUUGAGUUUCAGAGGUCACAAACAUCCCCUGUACCUCUAGUUCCCUGUGUCUGGGUGUAUUGGAGUCCAAUACUCAGCAGGUAGAUGGCAAUAAUUUACCAGCCGAGCCAUGUUUUCUGUCUUUCGGAGAGGCAAGUGACCAUUCAUCUGGUGAGUUUGCACCCUUAUUUGGUGACUAACUGGCCGUUUUGAGGUGACAAGCAGAGGGUGAGUUUCUAUCCAGGGCUAGCUCACCCAAUUAUUUCCCCUUCUGGCUACCUCUAAAUGGGGAAACAUUGCUCCCCAAGUCUUCUUGUUUGUUCAAAUAAAUCUCUGAAGACAUCUGGGUUGACUGCCGAUCUUGCAGGUUGUCUUUGCUUAAGCUCACAGAUCACUACUGACAUGUUAAAACUGUGAAGCACAUUGGGUUAAAGGUUGUAUUGACUGAUGUUAUUGCAAAGACUUCAUUCUGUCUAAUGCUGUAACUCAUCCCAGCUUGUUGUUCUUAAGGAUGUUCAAUAAUUAACAUCCCAGUUGUACUGAAAUAAGUUGUCAUCUAUCAUGAGUAUUUCUAAAGGUUAUUUUUCAUUAUUUUAUGCUAUCAAUACCAUACCUCCAGACAGUGAUCUUCAAAAACCUUCAUUUGGUAAACAUUAGAGACUUAGCAUCCCAAAUCAACAUUAUAGUGACUCUUAGACUCUGCCACAUACUUUGUAAUGGCAAGAGGUUUCUGAUGAGCAUUAACUCAAGUAAAGAGACAUGAGUAAGUAGGAAAUGAAGGUCGUGGGUUUGAGCAUUAUAUUUAGUGCCAGCUGACUCAGUGUGUGAAUGCUCAGUCUAAUCUUAGAGUUUUGAGACACAGUAUCUUGAAUUGGAGAAAACAUUGUUCUAUGUUGGCAGACAUAAAUGCAUGUGCAGAUUUCUGUUCACCAGUGAAAUUUGUGUUACAAAAGAGUUGUUGGUACAGGCACCCACUUGCCUGUCAUUUGAAGUUGACUUUCAAUACAGCUAAUUGCUAAAUUGUUGGGUCGAUUUGCCACGUGUUGAGUAUUGGCAUACCAUCAAAGGACAUUAAUGCGAAACACGUAGUGCCAGUUUGAGGAAGUGUUAAUGUCUGAGGUAUAUUUAACAGUUGGAAUGAAUAGAAUUUUAUGUGCAAAAUUUAUAUUUAAUUUUCUUUCUUUACUUUGAGUUGCAUAACAUUUCCUGCAUGACUGACUGGGGGAAGAGCAUGGGAGGAAAUUCAAAAAGAUUAAGAAACUGUAGGGGUGAUGAUCUAUGUGAUGUGUCUCAGCAAUUGCUUUUUAAAUGAUCACAUACUAAUUCUCUGACUUUAUUAUUCCCUAUGGCUGUAAGUGCUCUACUGUAUGACAGUGAAAGUAGGUGGAAGACUAACAAUGAAUUGUUCUAUUAAUUAAAUAUAUCCCCAAAUAUAAAAGGGUAUAAAACAACAAGUAGGCACUUAGUGAUUCUUUUUCUAAUAUUACUAAUUUGCUAAUGUUCUGUGUAUGAUAUUGAGUAUACCAGAAGAGAAUGGCACUACUAUUAAUUAUCAAACAAAACUUUAAUAUAUUAAUAUAUUGAAAGAUAAUUAACAUCAUUAUUGCAGUAAUACAAAAUGUAUUCCUUGAAGCAGCUCUUGAAUUCUUAAAUACAAUUGGCUAUGAUGUCCUGUUGUACAUUUUAAGCAGUGUGAUUUUUUGGAUGUACACCAUAUGUGGAGGAAGUUUUCAUGGAAUGGGUGUCAUUAUAAAUGUUGCGAUUUAAAAAAAAACACUUUUAUGUUUGGUUCUGCUCUGUAGCAUUUUGCAAAGCAAGCUAUGUUAACUUGAUAAACUUAUGCAGCCACCAAUAACUGACUGUAACCAUUCUAUGUAAAUUCCAAAUAAAUGAACAAAUAGGCUAUUUGUA